AUGGCGACUCCUCCUAGAAAAUUAUCUGAAGUCUCAAGUGUCAAGAUUCAAGUCGGAGAAACAGAGCAUCUCGUCAAUAUCAAUGACUUUCCUUACUUCAAGGCCUUUAUAGAUUUCCAGCAAAAGUCCGGCCAGGAUACUACUCCCGUGCCGACUCAUGGUGACAUCCCCUUUUUCGAUGUCAUCAACUACGGAGUAUCUAACGGAUUCCGACACUUCUUCCGUCGCAUGCCUGUUCAGCUCUCUGACUACCAUACACUCUGCGAAACCCUCGAGUUCCUUGCUAUCGAUGUCCUCGCAGGGCAAAAGCUGCGUGAUAUAAUGAAUGAUCUGAGGAAGUGCAAAUCCGAUUACGAUUACGAUGGGACUGAAAUUAAGGGGCUAAAAAGCAUUGCACGAGACGCAGCUUUUAGGCUCCUAUAUAUAUUUCUCCUUGGUGAGUUCGAAUCAGAGAUCCGGGACAGGGCAAUGGCCUACAAUACGGCCCUGUUUGUGUUAUCCCACCCUGGAACUUUCAAGCAGAGAACCCGGAAGAUGGUUCGAGAGGCGUUUGAGGAAAGAUUUCUUGUCACGGAGAAACAGAAAAAAGGGCUAGACGAGUGGCCUAUCUCUGAUGCUUCUAAGGACAUUGAGGACCUAGAGGAGGGUAGUACUACUGACGAAGACUCUUAUUACCUUUCCGACUCUGACUGUGCAUACUGGGACUCUGACUGUGGAUACUGGAACUCUGACUGUGGAUACUGGAACUCUGACUAG
Molecule: messenger RNA, 756 nt
Organism: Daldinia decipiens
Lineage: Eukaryota; Fungi; Ascomycota; Sordariomycetes; Xylariales; Hypoxylaceae
Exons: 2
Coding region: 1-756 (251 amino acids)
Source: RefSeq, a predicted model, not a curated record